This is a messenger RNA of Bursaphelenchus okinawaensis, 4021 nucleotides long. The record is from the annotation of a GenBank genome assembly. Lineage: Eukaryota; Metazoa; Nematoda; Chromadorea; Rhabditida; Aphelenchoididae.
AUGAAAUCAGAAAAAGCUGUUCGUAGGCGUCACGUGUACUGUCCAGUACGUUCUCGUACUCAUCACAAAUGGCAGGCGCUCCAGAAAAAGCGUGAUUUCGUUGCCAAUUGGUAUGAUAAUUUUGAAAUGUCAUGUUGAUAUUUAUACGGUUAUUUUAUGUGUUAAAAACCAUCAGCAUUUGAAGUUGUUGCCUUUAAACAAUUAUUAAAUAUAUAUUAAUAAAAACUAAUUUUAAUUUUUAAGGAAAACGUUGGUUUACACUGAAUGCACAUGGUUGAUACCCACGAAAGUUCAAUCUGUGCCUGUUAGAUAUUCGAAAACGGAACCCAAGAAUGGCGAAGAUAAAGUAAUUGAAAAAGUCGUUAAGAAGCAAGAAGCCAAACAAAAUGGUGAAGUAGUAAGUAUUUAACAAGGAAUUAUUAAGUUAAGACAAUAGGUAAACCAAAAGAACUAAAAAGUUGUAGAAUUAAAAACCCUUGAAAUAUGUUUAAAAAAAUUCUACAACUUUUUCAUUUUAAUUUACUUUAGAAGAACCAGCAAAAGGAAAAGUCAAAUAAAAAACAACAAGAAACUGAAGCCAAGAAUCGAAAAGAUGCUGAAAAGAAAGCUAAGAAUGAAGCGGCGCAAAAGGCCAAAAAGGAAGCUGAAAAAUUAAAACAAAAGGAAGAAAUCGAAACAAAAAGACUAGCUGAAGAAAACGCGCAAAAGGAGCAAGAAAAGAUUCGUAAAGAAAAAGAAGCUGAACUGAAGGCACAACAGGAAGCUGAAGCUGUUGCACAAAUUGAAGCCGAAGCUAAGGCUACGAAGGAGGCUGAAGCAAAAGCUAAAAAACAAGCUAAGGCUAAGAAAGAGGCUGAAGCCAAGGCUAAAGAAGAAGCCGAAAACAAGGCGAAAAAAGAAGCUGAAGUCAAAAUCCAAAAUGAAAAAGAAGCCGCUGAAUUAAAAUUAAAACAGGAAGAAGAAUUAAAGGCGAGACAAGAAGCCGACGCAAAGGAAAGAAAAGACGUAGAAGAAAAACUCAAAUUAGAAACUGAAGAAACCGCUUCACAAAAAACAGAAGCAGCUUCAGUUUAUGAAGAAGAACUUAACAAAAAGUCCAAAAACAAGAAGAACAAGAACAAAGGAAACACAUUGAAAGAUGAAUGGGCACAGGCAAAAAAAGAAGCAGAACUGAAGACUCUAAAAAAUGAAGGAAACGCUAAACAACAAGCUGAAGCAAAAGCCGAGCAAGAAAAAGAGGCUGUUGCAUUACAAGAAAAAUCGGAAAACUUUGUACAAGAUAGUGAUGUUGUUGAAGAAGCUGGUGGUUCGAAAAACAAGAAGAAAAACAAGAACAGAAAGAACAAGGAUAGAACUAUUAGCUCCAGCAGUCAACAAAGCAAUGGCACAACCGAAAUUAUUGAAAAAAAACAGGUAAAGUAAAAAGUUGAAAUAUUAUUAAUUAGACACAUAAAGAAAACUUGUUUGUAUUUUAAAUUUUAGGCUCAUUGUUAAAUUUUUACAAAUUUUCUAAUAUUCCGAUUAUUAGUUUUUUUGUAAUUACAUAAAUAAGAGACAUGAAAAAUGUUGGCGCUAGGACAAAUGCGGUUUUUGGACAUUUGCGGAUCUGCGGUUUUUAAACACUUGCGGAUCUUCGGUUUUUGGACACUUGCGGAUUUUGGACAUUUGCGGAUUUUUUAAAGGGGUUUUUUUUUAUUUUUUAUUUGAUUUAUUUGUAGUAUGGUACUAAAUUGUACUAAAGUUUAGAUUGGCACUGUCUUAAUAUUUCUUAAUGUUAAAUAGUACUAAAUUUUUAAUCGGUACUGUUUUUAUAUUUUUGGUACUAAAUAGUACUAAAAGCCCAAAAAGGUAUUGUUAUGUUAAAACCGUACCAAUUCAAACUUUAGUACAAUUUAGUACCAUAAUACAACUAAAUUAUCUAAAAAAAAUAAAAAAAACUUUUAAAAAAUCCGCAAAUGUCCAAAAUCCGCAAGCGUCCAAAAACCGAAGAUCCGCAAGUGUCUAAAAACCGCAGAUCCGCAAAUGUCCAAAAACCGCAUUUGUCCUAGCGCCAAAAUAUUUCGGAUGGAAAGAUCAGUCAAAAAAUCGUGAUGACUUGACUAAUUUUUCCGUAAUCUUUUUUUUCCUGUCGUUGCUGGCGACAUCCUUUUUUUUGUUUCUCACCUGUCUUGUAUUGUAUAUGUCAGCGUUUAAUUCAACAGUUUCUAAUUUUAAUAUACAGAUUAUGAUUUGAAUUUGCAAGUUAAAAAAACCAUUAAUUAUUUAAAUUGUAGUUUCCUCAACAAGAAUCAUCUAAUGGUCCGUUGAGUGUAGACGUUAACCAGCCUUCAAAUGGAGGAGCUCGUAUGGUAAGCAACGACAAGAGUCCUGGCAAAAGUCCAAAAAAGAGUAAAUGGUGGCCUUUCAAGUAGAACUUUGAAAAAAGUUUUAGAUAGCAUAUAGGUUUUUAAAAAUUGUCUAUAACAAUCUGUAUUUUAGUAGUAAAUGUCUCUAGGAAACUGCUUUUUCAAAGUGUUAACGUUUAGUCCGCUAUUUAAAAAUUGUUUUUUUUAAGAUUAGUAAGGUUUAUUUUAAUACAUUUUUGGGUGCACAUUUCAGUGUUUGAUGGUUUUACAAAACUGCUUUUGUCACAAAUGUACAGUCUUUGUAUCUUAAGAUGGUAUUAAAUAAGUCACGCUGUACUAUGUUGCUUUAUUUUAUGUUUGUUUUGUUUGCACUUUUUAUACUUGUGCAUAUAUAUAUGUGCAUGUGUCAAUUUUGUUCUGAUAUGUUACAACAAAAUAGAUUAUGGUCAAGAACGAUUGUACGAUUUUUUUACAGUGAAGUAAAAAGAAGUACUAUAGUGAAUACAAAUGUGGUUGCAAAAGAAGCUUAACAUACUAGGAAGACAACUGAUUUAUCGUACUCUUAAUGUCAGAAGUGGUCAGAACUUCUCGCAAAGAAAAGGUGGAAAGACAAGUUAUCAGGCCAAAGGUUAACUUAUAAAUUCACUUGAAUAAACGCUUUUUCUUGCUUUUCAUGCACACUUGAGAUUGUUUAUGCUUCAAUUUUGUGUUUGCUUACGUUAAUGUUUCAUAAGUAAAGAAAAGAUCGAUUACAAAGCUGGUCUUUUGAGACACUGAUGCUUGUGUGUAUCAUCUUUUGGUUUUCCUUUAUUUCUCUGUUUUAUGACUACUAUAUAUCACAAGGCUUUUAUUUCUUUAUAUCUGUGUGUUUUACUCACUUUUGAUGCUACAAGUUUUCUCGACAGUUCACCUAGAUGUUUUAAUUUGCUCAACUUUCUAAUUAAACUUUUUCUAUGUUUUUCACAACAUUUAAGAGUGAUGCAAAUAUGAAAUCGUAAAAAUUAGCAUUAAACCACGAAUUUUACAGAUGACUUAUUUUAGAAGCAUUCGGUAGACAGUGGAAUCGACUUCAGCAGUGAUGAACUGCGUUCUUCUCAUAAAUCCAGUUCAAACGAGUCGAUCUCUGAGGAGCCGCAAGGAAUUCAAACUCCGACUGUCGAGAAAACUGUACAACAACCGGUAGAAGAUAUUCGACAACAACAAAGUCAAAUCUUUGAACAGAUUACGGAAUUCGUGACUUACGCUCAACAAAAGCUCAGCAGCUCUAAUGUAAGCAGUAAUUAAAGAAAAAGAUCUUAAUUUUUUAGGUAGUACACUCGGAACCAAGAAAAGCUUUUGUUUUCAACGUACCAAAGCCGUUGCCUCCACAGCCUGCACCAGUGAAACGGCAACGAACGACCCGGCUUGCCCCACAAGACGUUGAAUACUGUGUCCAUAUGAUGGAAACUUACGGUGAAAAUUAUGAGGUAUUGAAAAUUUAGUAAUUUUUUUGUAAAAAAAAUUUUAGUAAAAUUAAAAAAAAGUAAUUUUAAUAGGGUUUUUUAUUAUUCAUAACAUAUUAGUUAUCUUUUCUGUUACUAAAUAUAUAUUUUUAAUUUUAGGCUAUGACCAAAGAUGCACGUAACCGCUUUUUGGAUGAUGCUCGUGCUUUGCAACGUAAAAUUCGCAUUUUUUAA